This is a messenger RNA of Teleopsis dalmanni, 1659 nucleotides long. RefSeq lists its product as uncharacterized. Lineage: Eukaryota; Metazoa; Arthropoda; Insecta; Diptera; Diopsidae. The record is from RefSeq and is a predicted model, not a curated record. The transcript is spliced from 2 exons. Bases 80 to 1579 code for a protein of 499 amino acids.
AUUAAAAAAUAUAUAUAAUAUAUCGCAACUCAAUACAAAGUCAUACUUUAAGUAUUUUAUUUUCUAAAAACAAAACAAGAUGGAAAAUACUCUUCGUGAUGAUGGCAUGCAAUUAUCAGUUUCAUCAGAUUUAGCUGCUAUACGUACAGCCAAACAAAAUAUUCAUCAACGACUUACAUUAGCAUACAAAUUCCUUGAGGUUCACUCUAAUUUGAAUAGAGAUAUCAAUAAGAUUUCCCAAUUAGAUGAAUAUGAGUGUCGCAACAGGCAGGACACAGGACAGCAUGUACACAAAAUCCGAGAUACUGAUUGCGAUUCCUCACUGGACUCUACAGGUCCAAUCAUAAAGGGAAACUUCUCUUGCCGUAAACACUGUAGACGGAGAGCUAAACACAAACUCAAAAGAACACAUGAGUACAUGAAACAAGACAUAUCUCCAAAUUCGUUCAGCUGUAAGGAAGUGAGUUCGAUCACAAUUAAAAAUGAUUUAACUACUGUAUACUAUAUGCCAAGCCCUAAUAUUGAAGACAAAAUGUUUGAUUUGACAAUUCAAGAUGAUAAGACAGUCGAAUUAUUUGAAAACGAGUAUCAAAACCGAUCUGACGUGUUCAACGCUGAAACCAAUAAUUUAACAAUUGAGCCAUUAUGUACUACUCACUAUCAGUGUGAUGCGAUCAAUGAAGAGAGCGAAAUACCUUUGGUGGAAGCUUGUAUCGAUGUAUCUUUUAGUCACCAUCAAUUGUUACAGUCUGAUAAAGUCGUUGCACAACCAGUUCCACAUAAAGGAAAACAAGUCUCCAAAAAAUCAAUCUUAAAGCUUUGUGGGUCAGUUUCAUCAGCCGAUUCUAAUAUAAUUAAAAGAUAUCCUGCUUUUAUUCUUUCUGGCAAGAACAACAAUAAACAGAAAGCAAGAAAACCAGAGAGUUUUGUUCCUGUGGCAAAUCACACUGAUAAUAGAGAUAAAAAAUAUUUAUCUCAGAAAACACUACUACAAUAUUUGAAUGAAUGUGAACAGAAUCUUGAAGGUAUAAACUCAAACAAUGUGAAUAGUACCGAUGCAGUUUCAGCUGCUUCUCAUCAUGAAGCAAUAAAAAUCGUGGAAGGUGCAGAAGAUCCAGGAGGUGUAGAAGAUGUAGAAGAUGUAGAUGAUGCUGGAGUUGAUUCAGAGCACAAGUGUCUUGAGUUAUUUUCAUUAGUAAGAAGUGAAAAUCUAUUAGAAGAAUUUGACGUUUCAACUGAUGAAGAAGAAUUAUUGAAAGGACCUAUCAAUCAUCUUUUUAAUAAGGAAGUGUCAAGACUUUUAACUAUACGUGAUUCUGAGUUUAAAAACGAUGAAACUGUUUUUUACAAUCAAGUAGACAAUGCUUUGCAAAUAGAUAUUACUGAAGUUAUUGAAUUUGAACGGGAAUCACCUUUACUAAUCUCAUCCACCAAUUUGAAGAAAUUUGAGUCAAAGGAAACACAAACUUCAGCUAGAUGCACUUGUGGUUAUAAUACUGGUACUGGUAUUAUUAGAACAGAAUCAAAGCGAAGGACACACCGUUGCAUUUAUCUUGAUUUACAUUGGGAAGACUGUUGAAUUGUUGGUUAAGUGAUUAUCAAAAUUCAAAAGUAGAAGUACAUUAUGUAUCUUCGGAAGUUUAAAUAGAAAUUUAUGUU